AGUCUGAGUUCUUGCACAUUCUUAAAUUCUAUUCGACGGUUUUCAGGUAGUUGCCUAUUGUUCCAGAAGAUGCUCUAUCUUACGGCGCGAAACAAUCUUGGUUGGUUAUAUACCACUUUGAGGAAUAUUUCUAAGACUUGGACUCUCUAGGUACAAAUCGCCGCAAUUUAUCUUCCUGUUGCGUCAUGGCGGCUAAACCAGCUUCAGAUAGGCCACCCUCCAUCACAAUCCAUCUUAUACGCCAUGCUUCUGUAUUGUCUCCAUAUUUUUUCCUCGUGAAAGGUUUGGCAUGGCUGAUUUUUGAAUAGUCAGAUUACCAAGAAGGUGGAGCCGACUUUGGCUUAUCUUCCAAAGGAGAGCGCCAAUGCGAUGAGCUCUACGAAAACAUGCGGAAACACGCAGGAUAUAUCACAAAUAUCUUCUCUUCGCCUAUGAAACGAUGUGUAGAAACUGCACGAAAGGGACUACUUGAGGCGACAGGAAGAGGCGACAGAAUUCAAAUCAUGCCCGCACUUGCUGGAAGAAAUGGUAAUAGACCUUGGACUUUACGAGAGGAAAAUCAGGAAGAAGAUGUUAGUGGUCCUUGGGUUAGUGAGGUGGCAGAUCCUAGAUCAAAGACCAAGGAUGCUGAUUUCGUCAUGGGGUGGUUGACGGGGAAGGAUUUAUCUUUACAGGAGGCUCAAAAAGUGCUGGAGGUUGUGGUAGUGAGCCAAGCGCAAUUAUUGCAAGAUCUGUUAUGGAGAAUCAAAGGAGGUGAGUCACUGAUGUCUGGAUUCGAAGUUGUGGACCCCCCCUCAAAAUUUGUAGGCAGACAUGGCUGGCCCAAUGCAACUGUCUUCACCUAUUCGUUGGAUGAUAAAGGAAAAUGGACUCAUUGUCAGCACCAGAAAAAUAUCGAUAUUCAGAGAGUGCUUCAACAAGUCUGGAGAAGAGGAAUUGGAGACGCGGCUAUUGAGGGGCAAAAGAGGGAAGAGACAAUCAAGAAAGAGAAGGAAGUGUCAAGCAAGAAGAAGGAAGAAGAAUCUAUUCAGGCCGAAAAUGCAAAAUUAGACAAAUAGAAACGGGACUUGCUAGAGGCGCAGGUUAGUUAUCCAUAUUUUACCAGCCUGCAGGGUUUGCUCAAGCAGAAGAUCGAUACUAAUUUCCCAGGAUUCCAUACUCGUGGUUGAUCGCGAAACCAAUGAAAUCGUUACGUUUGGGGAAUUCCAGAAAUUACUCAAGGAACGAUAUGCCAAAGAGUUCCAAGAAACUGCGAAGCCUGCCGCAAAAAGAAGAAGAAGAAGACGAUGACAGCAACAAUGAAGUCAGCCGUGAAACCAUCCUUUGUACGACUAGCACCAAUAUUGUGGAAUUCAAUGCUUGAAAUACGUAUGCAUCACUUGAGCAAACUUUGUAGGUGAAAGUAAGAGAUAUAAAUAUCGCUAUCGAGAUUCGGGAACCUUCUGGUUUGAAGCCUUCUUUCUUUGGCAUGGAAAAGCUGGAAAGAAAUACAGCACUUGUCUAA
Messenger RNA from Sclerotinia trifoliorum, 1504 nucleotides. NCBI's taxonomy places the organism in Eukaryota, Fungi, Ascomycota, Leotiomycetes, Helotiales, Sclerotiniaceae. The record is from the annotation of a GenBank genome assembly.